Penicillium mononematosum is the source of this 1293-nucleotide messenger RNA. RefSeq names its product fungal specific transcription factor domain-containing protein. NCBI's taxonomy places the organism in Eukaryota, Fungi, Ascomycota, Eurotiomycetes, Eurotiales, Aspergillaceae. The record is from RefSeq and is a predicted model, not a curated record. The transcript is spliced from 5 exons. Bases 1 to 1293 code for a protein of 430 amino acids.
AUGCCUGAAAACUCCUCAUCUGCACUAGAGCUGGACCCCCGGAUCCCUGAACGUCUGUCCCGCCUUGAGGGUAUCAUCAAACAAUUUGGUGUAGCUGCCCAGGAGAAUCAUCAGGCUCAAGAAACCUCCCACGCUCGAGAAGCGAGCGAGACCCAUCCGUUCGAUCUAGACUUCAGUCGUCUCAAAGUUGACGAGUCCAAAAGCUACUACGUAAAUAAUGCCCUUUGGGUCACAUUGUCCAAUGAGGUUGAGGAACUCCGUGACCUCUUAUUUGAGCGCGCGAGCGAAGACAAUGUCCGGGAUCCGACACUAUCAACACAUUUCUCGCAUUAUUUAUCCACCAACAGUACUGCCGCCAGCUGUCCUCCCUCCCAGUUGGGGCUGAAUGCUGCCAUCUUCGGUUAUCGGGCCAUUACCUCCGCUCUCCAGAAUUUCCACCCUUCAUUGACCCAGGCUGUCACACUUUUCGCCGCAUUCACAGAGAAUGUUGCGCCACUAGUCCGCAUCUUCCGCAUGCCUACUUUGACACAUGUCUACUGGGACGCAAUUGCUUCUCUUGACUCUCUUGAUAAGCAUACCGAGACCCUCAUCUUUUCUACUCACUACUCGGCCGUGUCACGUGAAGCGGCCCUAGAGAGGUACCGGUUCGCCGUAGAACAAGCACUCGCCCGCGGUAACCUGCUCAACACCCAGAGAAUGAUCAUGCUACAGGCGGCAGUGCUCUUCUUAUCCGCAUUACCUAACAAGGACGACUCGCGCGCGGCCUGGUCGCUGACAUGGCUCAUCUACCAUAUCGCACGAACCAUGGGUCUGCACCGUGACGGGACGGUGCUCGGGCUCAAACCCUUCGAGACGGAAUUCCCCGAAACGCCUGAAAGCAUCGGCCAGUUAGAGCGCAACAUGCGCGACGAGCUCUUCCAAAAUUCCAUCCAGAUAUUAGAAGUAUCGGACAUGCUUCUAACAAACAAAGACAUUAUGAAAUGGAGCUGGAAUUCAACGACAUACAUCCAGUGGGCCGCAAUGGCAUUUGUACUUUCCGAGUUAUGCGCCCGGUCCCGCUCUCCCGAGUGCCAUCGCGCAUUGGACUGCGUGACGACCGUGUACGACGCAUGGAAAGUCAGCGGUGAUCAAGAAGACGAGAGCCGUCUCGCCCUCUGGCGGCCGAUCAGGCGGCUCAUGGCCAAGGCCCGCUACCUGAGUAUGCAUCGUUGCCUUGUUGACACGGAUGCAUCGACUGGAAAUUCCCCAAAGAUGUCGGACUCGGGCCUAUGUGACCACGCUCGCUUAGAGUAG